Molecule: messenger RNA, 713 nt
Organism: Eruca vesicaria subsp. sativa (arugula)
Lineage: Eukaryota; Viridiplantae; Streptophyta; Magnoliopsida; Brassicales; Brassicaceae
Source: the annotation of a GenBank genome assembly
GUCGGAAGUUGUCAAAGAAUCCGCAGCCGUCGCUUCUCUAUGAUCUGAAAGUGGAGUUACCAAGAUGGCGUAUGAACUUACUGAGCAAAAGAAAGUUGGGUUAGGUCUCAUUGGUUUUGGUUUAUCAUUUACGUUUCUUGGUGUCAUCUUGUACUUUGACAGAGGUUUGCUCGCUCUUGGAAACUUAUUUUGGUUGAUAGGUGUUGGCCUUUUACUUGGUUGGCAGUCAACUUGGAGACUAUUCACCAACGUUAAUAACUUGAAGGGCACAGUCUGCUUCGUGCUUGGACUAUUUCUUAUAUUUGUACGUUGGCCAAUCAUCGGCAUUAUCCUUGAGAUAUAUGGUUGCAUUGUCCUAUUCGGCGGAUUUUGGUCAACGGUAAAGAUGUUCCUUUCCCAGAUUCCUUUUGUUGGAUGGAUGAUACAGUAUCCUCUCAUGGUUCUUGAGCAACUUGUACGAGGUUCUCGUUGAAAAAAAUGAUACAUCAAGUCAAUCCCAUGGUUCUCUUCAGCCUCUCUAGAACUCCAGCUUUGCAUGUUCUUUUCUUUUAGAAACAGAAUCAAAAUCCUUUUACGUUCUUUUUUUUUUUAACAUGCCAGAGACUUUGCUCUGUUUCUGAUUUCUAAUUUUUUUUAUAUAUAUAUCCAAAAAUUAGUUUAUCCUUCUGUUUCUGAUUUCUUUUUUUUUUAUAUAUCCAAAAAUUAGUUUAUCC